Molecule: messenger RNA, 511 nt
Organism: Rhizophagus irregularis DAOM 181602=DAOM 197198
Lineage: Eukaryota; Fungi; Glomeromycota; Glomeromycetes; Glomerales; Glomeraceae
Source: RefSeq, a predicted model, not a curated record
CAUAAUCAUCAGCAACAAUAUCAACAUACUCAUCAACCCGGCAUUCCUAACAACACUACUAUUACUCCUGAUAACAAUUAUCAACAACCCACGUCAAACAAUAACGUUACUAUUUCUAAUGAUAAUAAUCAUCACGAUUCAAACAAUAUUCCUCAUAAUAACAAUCAGCAGCAAUCCACGUCCAAUAACGUUUCACUUCCGCAACAAAAUCAACCUAGUGAUUCAUCUCAAUCUAAUAUCCUUCCUCUGCUUAAUUCGUUUGGUAUUAAUAUUAGUUCUCCUCAGUCGACUAUUAUUAUUAUGCCUACAACUAAUUCGGAUAUUCAAAAUCAGCUUCAGCAAGCGGUUCUUGCUUAUUUAAAUCAUCUUUCAACGUAAACUCGGUUUCAACAAUAAAUUCGUAAUAUUCAAUGAAUAGGGUUUUUUCAUGUUUAUUCUUUAUUCUUUAUUUAUUUAUUCCUUUGUUAGUAAAGUUACUACUGUCGCAGUAGAAAUAUAUAGUAUAACUAGA